AUGAUUCCUUAUUCAAAGGUUUUUUGGAUUUGAUUAUUUUAAGUGCACUUUUUCUUUUUCUGAUUUUAACAUGAGUUUAUUUGGGCUUUUUUUAAAGAAUGUUUUCAGAAGAAACGAUAUUGAGAAAACAUCAAAUGCGAAUAGAGAAUGCAAAAAGAAAUUGGUGAAGCAGUUUAUUCGCUGGUACUACCAACGGGCCCACAUUAUUCCCCCACGCUAGCUGUCACGCCGGGACUUAUUGGACAACGAUUGUGGACCGCAACCCGUACCAACGACUAACUCUUCGAUUAAACCAUGAUUCAGCAGAGAUUUCUUCUACAUCUUACUCUGAAGACUGAAUAAAUUGUAAUUGUAAUUGUAAAAAGAAAUUGUGCAUACAACCAAAUAUAACUCUUGUAAUACUACAUUUCUUUUAUUGUGAUUAUUGAAAAAACAGUGGAUUUUCACCAAAAUAUAGUGCCAUAGCAAUCAGUCAUUAAAUGUAUGCCUAAUAUCUGCAUUUAAAUCUCGGAAGCGUAUGUUGAGUUGCUCAGAAAGACAUUUCCUGGGUCGGGAGCCGAACGGAUGUCGGCUCGAGCGAUACCAUCGAUCUGCUGCUGAAGUGGCCGAGAUCCUACUCGCAGCGGCGGGUCAGCCUUGCCGCCAGCGACGCGCCGCCUAUCCAGUCCCGAAUCGAGUUCUCCGGCCGUCGGUACAAAAGCCUCGUGUCCAGGGGCGGUUUCCUCGGACGUUGGCUGUCAUCUCAGCGACUUCGCCCAACCGAAAGCACUCCAUUCGAGAGAAUGGACGCCGUCAAGGAAACCGACGAGCAGCGACAGAUGCGACGCAUCGCGUUCGUCGCCGUCGUUGUCUCUACCGCCGCCGUCAUCGCGUCCGUUGUCACGCUUCCAAUGCUCUACAACUACGUUCAGAGCUUCCAGAGCCAUCUCAUGGUGGAGACUGACUAUUGCAAGGUUUGCCUCAAGUUACCAUUUCUCUUUUGAAUGCUCGUUCUCAGGCUCGUUCGCGAGACAUGUGGUUGGAGAUGACGGCUCUGCAAGCCGGCAAGGGAAUGGCUCACCGACAGAAACGCGCCUGGCUCUUCGGUCAGUGGAUUCCAGAGAGCAGCGCUGGCGGUGGUGCUGGCAGCAACUACGGCGGCGGUGCCUCCGGAGGUUCGCCUUCCUUUCAGUUUCUCGAGCAAUUUUCUUUUCUAGGCUACAACGGAGGUGGCGGUGGCGGCGGCGGCGGAGGCAGCAACAGUGGUUAUGGCGGCUACGGAGCUGCUGUGAACGCUGAGCCAGCUGCCGUGUGCUGCACUUGCAACCAAGGAGCCGCCGGACCAGCUGGACCUGAAGGAGCUCCAGGAAACAAUGGAAGAGACGGCAAGAACGGCAAGGACGGAAAGAACGGACGCGACGCCGAAAUCCUGCCAGCUCCUGCUUCUGAGCCGUGCGUCAUCUGUCCUCCAGGACCUCCAGGACCAAUGGGUAUGUUGAUUUGUUCGAAUUUCUGAUUUCAACCUAAAGCUGUGAGGCUCAGGAUUUCAAGUUUAAAAAUUUGGGAUUUUUUCAUUGAAUUUGUAGCGAAGAACUAGUCUGGUGGUAUUUGAACUCAAAAAUUCUCAUCUGCAAUAUCAUGUAUGGAGCUUGCACUUUAUCUGGAUUCAUCGAAAAAUCUUCCAAUUUUUCCCCAAUGAUACCAUUUCCAGGAGCCAUGGGACCAAAGGGACCACCUGGACCAAAGGGAUCCCCAGGAGAGCCACCAAAGGACGGAACCCCUGGCGAGGACGGCAUGGCUGGACAGCCUGGACCAAUCGGCAGACCUGGUCGCGACGGAAUGAAAGGAGCUCCAGGAGCUGCCGGACGCCUCAUCCCAGUUCCCGGACCUCAAGGUCCUGCCGGAAAGCCUGGACCAGCUGGACCACCUGGACCCAAAGGAAACCCAGGUCCAGAUGGGCAGUCUUACCAAGGACCACCAGGACCACCUGGAGACUCUGGAACACCAGGACCUGAAGGACGUCCAGGACCAAACGGACCUCCAGGACCUCCAGGAGACGACGGCGAGAAAGGCGACUGCACCCACUGCCCACGUUAGUUCCUUUCCUGAGAUUGCUAAAUGGAACACAGUUCUCCAAACUUCAUUUUUUCAAUAAUUUUCUACUUUCAGCGCCACGUACGCCGCCAGGCUAUUAG
Molecule: messenger RNA, 2174 nt
Organism: Caenorhabditis auriculariae
Lineage: Eukaryota; Metazoa; Nematoda; Chromadorea; Rhabditida; Rhabditidae
Source: the annotation of a GenBank genome assembly